Polistes dominula (European paper wasp) is the source of this 2165-nucleotide messenger RNA. RefSeq names its product A disintegrin and metalloproteinase with thrombospondin motifs like. Gene Ontology annotation, biological process: membrane protein ectodomain proteolysis. Gene Ontology annotation, molecular function: metalloendopeptidase activity. The record is from RefSeq and is a predicted model, not a curated record. Lineage: Eukaryota; Metazoa; Arthropoda; Insecta; Hymenoptera; Vespidae.
UGACACAGUAUCUUAUUGUUAACAAUUUAUUACCUCGUUUACUCUAAUCUAUCAUCAAUUUUGUCCGUUAGCAAGUAUGACUUGAUGAUAUGAUUUGAUGAACGUUAUAUGAACAAGUGUUUCUUUUUUUUUCUUCAAAUUACAAAUAUUUCUUAUUCCAUUGUUAUAUAUAAGCACGGAUGUUGAUAAAUCUUGUACGUUUUUCCAACGUGUUACCUUCUCACGUGUUACACGUUCUCAUUCGUCAAGGAGCCGUCGAUUUCUCUAAUAAUGUUGCGGAUAAUCAUUUUCUUAUGUACGAUAACUGUGUCUUUCGUACAAUGCAAAAAACUUCACGAAUACAUGACACCGGAAGAAGUAAUGGGAAUAUUUCAUACGAAUCACGAACAAGUACCGCAUUACGAGGUCGUUCCAAUAAAACACACUGCCCACCGAAGAAGUUUGGAGGAUAAUCAAGAAAUACAAUUGAAAGCAUUCGAUCGAGACAUUAAAUUGUAUCUAAAUCCUACGGAGGGAAUACUUGCUAGCACACGCACCCCUGUUUGGACUGUGUCUUCCGAUUCAGAUUAUCCCGAAGGAUUGAAAUAUACUUUAAUACCGCACGUAAGUAGAGAUAUUUUUAUAGAUUAUUUUAUUACAACGAAAUAUUUUCGAUAUUUCUUGCAGGCUAUGCGAAAUCUAGGUCAUACAUUUCACGAUAUGAAUAACACAGCGUCGAUACUGAUGAACUUGGAUGCUAAUAAAAGAUUGAUAAUCGACGGAAUUAUUGGUAUUACCAAUACGAUCAUUCGAUCUAUACCCGAACGAAUUUUACAAGGCCUACUUUACAACGGAGAUAAUUCAUACGAGCCUCAUCAUACUGAAAAUGUAACUGAAAAUGACGAGCACGCUUAUACUUAUCAUCACGUUAUUUAUCAAAUACCGGAAGGGAAGAAAAAAAAGUAUAAAGACUUUAGUAAGUUCCAAACCGCUUAUGCUGCCUUCUUCAACAAUUCGAUUCUAGCAAUUGGAUCUCGAUUCAUUCAUAAUAUAACAUUUGCAGAAUUAACAAAUUCUAAGAAAUACGAUAGCAUUGUAAAAGAAAAGCGUAAUGUACCGGAUGUUAUCUAUCCAGAAGUUUUAAUCAUAAUGGACAACAGCGAAUAUGAAUUGGUUGGCAGAAACGUGAAACACGCUAUGAGAUAUAUCCUUUCGUUUUGGAACGGUGUCGAUUUAAGAUACAGAUUAUUAAAUAAUCCUAAAAUUCGAUUCAACAUUGCCGGUAUAGUUAUAGCCUUGGAUAACGAUGCAACUCCGUAUAUAGAAAAUAAUCGAUUAGAAGAGGAAUCUCUUUUGGUAGACGUCGAUAAAGCCUUACGCGAAAUGGGAGAUUAUAUUUAUCGAGAGACAAGAUUUCCAAUAGGUUUCUUCGACAUAGCGAUCACUAUGACACAAUUAGAUUUAUGCAACAUGUUUGAUGAUUAUUGCGAUGAUUCGACCCUAGGUUAUGCAUACGUAUCAGGAGCAUGUAAUAGACAAGACGAUAAUAAAACUUCCGAAAUGGCUAGUAUCGUAGAAGACAAUGGUGGUUUCAGCGGAAUUAUACCAGCUGCUCAUGAAGUUGGCCAUCUAAUCGGAGCAAGACACGACGGUAAUCCCAAAUACGCUACCAAUUGUUCGGCGGAUGACGGAUUCAUUAUGACCAGCGGACUAUUGCUCAAUGAAAAUGGAUUUCAAUGGUCCAACUGUUCUAUACAAGCAUUUUAUACAUUCCUCAACGAAGAAAGAGCAAAAUGUCUUUACAACAAACCCGUCCGAGGUCCUCCGUUACCACGAAUUCUACCUGGCAAAUUAAUGUCACUAGAUUAUCAGUGUAAAAAAGUCCACGGACAUGGAACAAGAGCGUGCAAUCCCGAUCAUACCGCCUGUAUUAGAUUAGAUUGUUUAGUACCAGGAACCACGAGAGCGUGUACAGCUAUAGCUCCAGCAGCCGAAGGCUCUUCUUGCGGAAAUGGUGUUUUUUGUCUUAAUGGUAAGUGCGUCCUGGAAGGAUCUUAUAUGAAAUCCGACGAUAAAAAAUCCUGGUCUAAACAUUUCGACCCAUUAUUUAAGCUUCAAAAGAUUGUAGAAUUAUUUGGCUAAUGGAAGACGAGACGCUUUAAAAAAAAAAAAAAAAAAGCACGCAA